UGAUGGGUGCAAGCCGUGUGCUAGGACUGGGAAUCAGCUGCCAUUCUCGGGAUGAUCGCCGGUUCAUGUGACAGGCCAUUUGGAACGUGGAGGCUUUAGCGAAUCAAUCCAGGAAAUGCAAGCGUUGUGUAACCGAUGUCACCUAGGACGCGGCUUAAGUAUACAGGGAUCGCAACUCAGAUGCAGUUUACGCAAGGGGCGCCAAUGCUGUCUAUCAAAGAGGUUACCCAAUGCGCCAGGCCGGUUUGUGUGCAUGGCAACGUGGGUGAAGCUUGCCCAGCGUUGUAGAUCGAACAAGUGGGUGGUGGAUGGUGUGGGGGGCCCGUCCCGUGGCUACAGUACUAGGCAGAAACGCGCCUCGGUGUCAACCCACCGCAUUUCCCCUGUUUGCACAGCAACACCACACUUCCCCGAGCCGCGUACGAAUCCUUCGCGCCUUCUACGACUCCUCACACCUCUUACAGUUUCAUUGAUGACAUGUCACUUUUGCUGCAGAUCCGCGCUAGUAAAAGUUAAGCGUGCGCAAAUUAUGCUCCGUCAUUUCGUCAAGGGAGUCCGGGUGCAGUCAAGCACUCCGCGUAGGGUGACUGCCAAUACGUCACAGCCUAUAGCGGACCCUAUGGCAUGAUACACCAUGUACUCCCAUCUUAGCGCGUGCAACUGGCAACAUGAUCAAUGCACUGUCUUCCGACCCAGUGGCGCCGAAGGAUCAAAGGACUGACGCAGGACAGGGUCUGGCCUCGGCCACUGGUUAAACACGGAAGAACUCACGAUUGGAGAGCGGAGGCAAGGUCCACGCACCUAUCAAGGGGUGGCGCGACGCGAA
Molecule: messenger RNA, 826 nt
Organism: Alternaria alternata
Lineage: Eukaryota; Fungi; Ascomycota; Dothideomycetes; Pleosporales; Pleosporaceae
Exons: 3
Coding region: 116-628 (170 amino acids)
Source: RefSeq, a predicted model, not a curated record